Prionailurus viverrinus (fishing cat) is the source of this 803-nucleotide messenger RNA. RefSeq lists its product as uncharacterized. The coding region runs from base 1 to 705 and encodes 234 amino acids. The transcript is spliced from 3 exons. The record is from RefSeq and is a predicted model, not a curated record. NCBI's taxonomy places the organism in Eukaryota, Metazoa, Chordata, Mammalia, Carnivora, Felidae.
AUGGGGCGCCUGGAGCUUAAAGGGCACGUGGGCUCCUGCAGCGGAAAGAAGGAAAAUCGCCCCGACAGUAACCCUCCCACUUACCUCACGGACAGCUCGCGGCUGCGGGGUCUUCCAGACACGGGUGCCAAGCCCAGCCCCGUUUCUCACUGGCCGCGGGAGCUUUGCCCGCCUCUCCCGGCCUCGCUCUCGUCCGCAAAACGGGAGUCGGACCUUACAAAGCCUCUCUGUGAGGGUCUGCACCCCGGAGACAGGAAGGGAGGCAUUCGGGACCGAGGCAGCAGCCAGACCAAAGGUGAGCUGGUGAGCCGUGGGAGGCGGACCGCAUCGCACCCGGGGCAGGAGCGGGGACGCCCUCCCACAGGUGGUGUUGGCAGGAGCUCCCGUCCCCCGGGCCCUCACCCUGAGCACGGCCCGGCGCUCAGCCUUCUGCACGAUUUCUUGCCCCUCCUCCUCCCAGGGACCCUGGGCACUCUGUCCGUUCUGCGGGUGCAGAUGAGGUUCAAAGAGACGCAUCCCCUUGCACGAGACCACGCGGCUAGAAAGCCCCAGAGGUGGGAUUCGGCCCCGGGUCCAUGUAAUUACAAAGGGCCCCCUUCGACCUGCGUCGGCUUUGCCGCCACAGGGAACCGUCUGUGCUGGAUAUCCCACGGGUGGCGGGGGAGCCGGGAAGGGUUAGAAGUCAUUGGGUGUGGUGUCGGUUGAGCGUCCGACUUCGGCUCAGGUCAUGAUCUCGCGGCUCGUGGGUUCGAGCCCCGCGUCGGGCUCCGUGCUGACACGUCGGAGCCCGGAGCCUGCUUCUG